Messenger RNA from Limulus polyphemus (Atlantic horseshoe crab), 5146 nucleotides. RefSeq names its product DNA topoisomerase 2-binding protein 1-like. Bases 121 to 4734 code for a protein of 1537 amino acids. Gene Ontology annotation, biological process: mitotic DNA replication checkpoint signaling; DNA replication initiation; mitotic G2 DNA damage checkpoint signaling. The record is from RefSeq and is a predicted model, not a curated record. The transcript has 3 exons. NCBI's taxonomy places the organism in Eukaryota, Metazoa, Arthropoda, Merostomata, Xiphosura, Limulidae.
GCGGGAAAUCGAACAAAUGUGAGCGAAAGCAGACGAAAAGCUGAUUAGUUGGUCCUUAAGAUUGUUUUCUUUGACACGUAUUGAUAGGAUGAUUUAAUAAUUUUUAACAGGAUAAAACAUAUGUUGAGUAAAUUUAUUGAAAAAGAACGAACAAGUAAAAUAAUAAACGGCACCAUGCAAGGCAACAUAUCUGUUUCUAGUGUUCGGUAUGAAGUCUGUUUUGUCAUCCCAGAUGGGAAAAAAGUAGCUGAUCUUCCAGAAUCCAUGCGACUUGCCUUCAGUUCUUUAGAAGCAAGUGGUAUUGACUCAGUAUGGACUUCAACACAGGCAUGCUUGGAAAUUAAGGAAAAGGAAAAUAAGCUUUAUAUUUUUGAUCCUUUCAUAGGAGUGGCAUUUGAUCAUCUUGUGUCUUUAAAUUGUAGAAUUAUGGGACCCCUAUGUAUUUUGACGUGUUUAGAGCAUGGUGAAGCCUUACCAAAACGACCUUAUCCUGUAUAUAGCUUAGCCUUUAGAAAAAUGACUAUAACAUGUUCAAAUGUAGACAAACAGACUCGAUUAGACAUAGAAAAGAAAGUUCAGUUAAUGGGUGGAAACUUCAUUAAAGAUUUGACUAAAAGUGUUACUCAUCUUGUGGCAGGGGAGGUUGGCUCCAAAAAGUACCAUGUAGCUGCCAACUUUAGUUUACCAGUCAUGCUACCAAACUGGGUGGAGGAAUGCUGGGAACAAGGACAACAUCAAAGGAUCCAUGCAUCCGAUCCAUGCUUUAAUAUUUAUCGCUGUCCUGUGUUCAAGGGGCUUAACAUUACUGUUUCACAAAUUGAAAGUGAUGAAAGAAAAAAAAUCCAAAAGAUCAUAGAGGACAAUGGUGGGAGUUAUUCUGGUGCUCUCAAAGCUAAAGAAACAACUCAUUUAGUUCUUGUAGAACCAAAAGGAGAAAAGUUUAAAUUUGCUAAAACAUGGAAAUUGUAUUGUGUAAAAGUGGAGUGGAUAUAUGAUAGCAUCUCGGCUGGGUAUUGUUUGGAUGAAACUUUGUAUCAGUUAGUGUCCGAAGCAAAACAGGAACAAGAAACAUCAACACCAAAGAAAAAUAGUGUUUAUCCAAACCAACAAGCAGUAGAUUGUAGUACAAUAGCUAAUGUUAGUUCAACUAGUCGACUUGAUGAGACAGCUCAAAGUGACAUCACUAUUAUCACUGCAAAACCUAACAGGAAUAGCUCUCUCCUUGAGAGUUUAAAUAAUUUGAAUGUCAAAGAAAUUCAAAAGAAAGGUAAUUUCUUAGAUGGGUGUCAAAUUUUUCUUUCUGGUUGGUCAGGCCAACUCUUAGAAAAAUUGCAAAAGAUAAUCAAUGCAGCAGGAGGAAUGAGAUUUAACAAAUUAAGUGAAAAUGUAACUCAUGUUAUUGUUGGAGAUCAUAGCGAAGAUCACAUCAGACUGCUAUCAGAGAAUUCAGUAAGACCAUUUGUUGUUAGGUUGGAGUGGUUAAUUCACUGCUGUAAAGAGGGAAAACUAGUGGAUGAAAAUCCAUAUUCUUGCUUAGACACUGUAGUAAGCAAAUUUCAACCAGAGGCUAUUCAAAUUGGAUUAGAACCAACAUCCUUUAAAGAAAAAGAUAACAUGGAACAACGUAUUUCUUUAGAAAAAAACAGUGCUCCAACAGAUUUUAGUGAUAUAAUGAACCAGUAUCUUCCAAGUGACAAAACCAUGGAUGAAGUGUGUUUGCCUCUUGCCAAAGAAGCCAACGUAGCAUAUGACAAACAUUUGUCAGUUUUUAAUCCUCAAGAAGAAAAAGCAGACGUGGAUAAUGAAAAACAAAAUGAUAAUGAGGAAGAAUCAGAUGCUUACAUAUUUGAUGGCUUAAGAAUUACCAUUGUUGGUUUUGGCCUGAAAGACACUGAACUACUUGCAGAAAUGGUUGAAACAAAUGGUGGAAUACUAAUAAAUGACACAAACAAGAUUACACCAGACAUUGCUGUACUUCCAUUAACAGGGGGCAAGGUAGAUGUGUUUGCUAAAGAAAUUGUGACAAAUUGCUGGCUACAGAUGUGUUUAGAAAAUGAGAAGUUGUUAUCAUUUAAUGGAAAUCCUCUUUUUAGACCUAUUGUAGUAAAACCAGAGAACUCUCCACUAAACAAUUGUGUCUUGUCAUUUAGUCAGUAUGCAGGAACAGAAAGAGAUUGCUUAAUGCAUUUGGCAGAGGUUUUGGGAGGUACAUGCCAGGAGUACUUUGUACGAAAGGCAAAUAAGAGUCGUGGUCUUCUACCUAACACCCAUCUAGUUGUUCAGAAUCCAGAAGGAAGUAAGUAUGAAGCUGCUAAAAAAUGGAAUAUACCAGCUGUGAAAAAGGAUUGGCUUCUAGAAACUGCUGAAAGUGGAGAGAAAGCACUAGAAGAAGAUUUCUUGGUAGAUAGUGAAAGUGUUAAUGUUGAAGAUAAGAAACUGAUUCAAAACAUGGAGAAAUGCAAUAGUGAGGUUCUUAAAAAGAAUGAUGAAACAAAAACUGAAGAACAAAGAACUGAAAACUUAACUGCUGCAAAUCAAGAAAAAGAACUGAAAUCAAAAUUGGACACAAAAUCAAAAAUGCAUGACCAGAUUCUUUCAUCAGAACAAGUGAAAAAUGAUACUGACCAAAGAAAGCCAGCUACACCUCUUAUCAUCAAUCAACGGGUCAAAGAACUAAUGAGAGAUGAAAAAGUGACACCACAGAGAAAGGUAUCAGAUGGAUCAUCAACUGGUGUAUGUUCUCCUAGCAAUUUUCUGAUCCCUGGGGUAGAAUAUUUUCCCCAGUAUGAUGUUACAGAUGCACUGAAUUGUCUGGAUUCACCUGGAAGUCAAAGAACUCCUGCAAUUGAAAAUAGUAGAAGACGAAGGUCAAGCUUGCCAUUGGAAGAUUUCUUUAAACAUAACUUAUCAGUUGCUCUGAAGAAUUUUGGAGCUAAUGAACAACCAAUAGAGGCUGAACCACAAAACAAAAUUGAAAAAGGAGAUAUUUCUGAAAAAAAUGAAUCUUUUCACUCUAAAAAUAAAAGAGAGAGGCCAUUGGCUGGAGUUGUUCUCUGUGUUUCCAAAAAAUUAAGUAGCAAGCAGGGUGAGCUAAAUAAAAUAAUAGGUUUGCUGGGAGGAGACUAUUGUUGGACUUAUGAUUCAAAAUGUACUCAUUUUGUUUACCAGGGUAAAUCCAGUGACAUUACCAGAGAGCUGAAAUUAGCCAAAGAACAGGGCAAGCACAUUGUUUGCCCUGAUUGGGUGUAUGCUUGCAGAGAUGAGAAUGAACUAGUAGAUGAAAGUUUGUUCCCAUACUCCUUUAAUCCAAGAAUGUCACUUUCUGGACAAGUUUCAACCAAGAAAGUGCAUGUAAAUUAUAGUCAGUCAGGGACUGAAAAGGAGUUAUCCAAAACACCUGUGAAAGAUGCCAAAGGUUUUAUAAAUAGCAGUUCUUAUGAAAUAUUUAAUGAAAUCAAAGAUGGGAGACAAGAAGUGUCAGGUGAAACACAAGCUGAAGUUAGCAAACAGUUGGAAGAGAUUAUGUCAGCAACAAAAACUGCCAAAGCAGGAAAAUGUCUGAGUAGAAGAUUAAAUAGUUCCAAUGGUUCUAACUCUUCUGUGAAUCAGAAUUUUUCGGAUAGGUCGAAAAUUAAACCAGAGCAAAAUGUUCAACAUGAAAAUGCAGGAUCUAAUGGGAUCAUAGCCUCUGAAGCUUCACAGAGUGUACCUAUAACCUGGGAUGAUCCAUUAAGUCGACAAGAGAGAGAAAAAAUAGCUGAACAACUUGCUAGGAAUGGAAAACAAACUCAGGAAACACAGUCUCUUAGCCCAACUACAAAUCAUGAACCAGAGCUUGAAGUAGAAAUAACAGAACCAAUGAAUGAUAAGAGCUUGGUCUCAGAAAGUGAUAAAUCAACUACAAAUGUAAAUGUAAAUAUUUCUUCAAGUGGAUCAACUAGUAAUACAGCAAAAGUAAGUAAUUCAAACAUUAUGAAAUUUAUGUUGUCUGGUCUGUCAGAAGAAGAAAGAGAUGACUAUUCUGCUCUUAUAGAAGAAUUAGGUGGAAAGGUGUCAGACUUGAAGUGUGUAGACAAAACGGCCACACACUUGAUUAUGAAACAACCGCUAAAAAAUGAAAAAUUUUUGGCCAGUGUUGCAUCGGGAAAGUGGGUCUUGCACAAGUCUUACAUGGAAGCUUGUAGACAAGCAGGCAAGUUUGUGGAUGAAAAAGACCAUGAAUGGGGAGGAAAGGCUUGCCAUUAUCUUUUAGCUAAGAUGCCUGAAAAAAUGGUCAAAAUAGCUUUAUGUCCCCAUCGCUGGCGUGUUAAAAUUCAAGAUGAAUGUUUGAAAAAUCCAAAUUUGAAUGCUGGUGCAUUCAAAGAUUGGAAAGUUCUGGUGUUAGCAGAUAGGCAGAAGACUUCCACUUAUAGCCGUAUUUUAACAAUUGGUGGUGCAGAAGUGGUUCAGGCAGCACCACCGUAUUUCAACCUACAAGGUGUUACUCAUGCUUUUAUAGACCUCCCAAACAAUUCACUGAGCAAAACAGACUUGGAAAAUUUAGCAUCUGCAGGCAUACAUUGUGUGAAACCAGAGUUCCUAGCUUUUAGUUUAAUAGAAGACCCUUCUCCUCCUCCAUCUGAAUGGUUAAUACCUGAAGUAAUGCAUUUUUUACAGGAGUCAACUGCAGAUAAAAAGCGAAAGUCUGGAGAAACAACUGCCAUAAAUACUUCAAAACGGACUCGUAAAAGAUGAGCUCUAAAAUGUGUUUCAUUGUCAGUUUCAUGUACAUAGAUUAAUAUUAUACUUGUACAUAAAAAUGUUUAAAGUAUCAAAUUUAAUGUAGAUUUUGAACUCUGGAGGGUUAGAUUUUUGUCUUGUAGUUCAAAUGAAUGAGUGUUACUAACUUUUUCUAUUCAGACUCUAACACUUCCUGUGUUAACUUGUAAAAAAAUUUUGUGAGCAAAUAUUUUUAAGUUUUUCUAAAUUACCUCAGUGAUUUCUUCUUUGUAUUUUGUGGAAAAUGAAGUCUUUAUUGUUUGUCCAGUAUGUGAAUAUAGUUACCACUUUCUUUAAAGUUUUAUUAUUAAAUAGUAAAUGAUUUGCUUAAGGUACCAUGUAUAUGCACUAUUCUUAAUGCAAAUGAUUGACUUGUUUAUUCUAUGAA